Molecule: messenger RNA, 5567 nt
Organism: Bombina bombina (fire-bellied toad)
Lineage: Eukaryota; Metazoa; Chordata; Amphibia; Anura; Bombinatoridae
Product: gastrula zinc finger protein XlCGF26.1-like
Exons: 8
Coding region: 219-3431 (1070 amino acids)
Biological process (GO): regulation of transcription by RNA polymerase II
Cellular component (GO): nucleus
Molecular function (GO): DNA-binding transcription factor activity, RNA polymerase II-specific; RNA polymerase II cis-regulatory region sequence-specific DNA binding
Source: RefSeq, a predicted model, not a curated record
CAGCAAUACACUACUGGGAGCUAGCUGAGCACAUAAGGGGCAUCCUCUUCCUCAACGAAUCUUUGUGGGGCCUUCGCAGAACGCUUGGACCUCUCCAUGCGGCAACCUGCAAGACAAAUAGACACGGCCAGAGCACUGAGAGAUAUCAGGUAUUGAUAUAACUGGAGUGAAUAAGGGAACCUUCUUCCUGAGCACAGACAUUGGAGCCUGUUAUCAGCAUGAACUCAUAUGUGUUAGACAAACACGUCAAUAGUUCAUAUCUAUCCUUCACUACAGGAAGCAUCAGAAUGAUACCGAAAACUCCAAAAGUCUUAGACACCAAUGACUAUUCACAAAUAUUGGGGAUAUCACAGCAGAUAUUUAAAGGAGAUGGUGAAUUUGCAGGAACUGGGCAGCAAUCAUCAUGUACCGAGAGUAAUUUAGUCAUCAAACAAGAGGACAACAUUUAUGACUUAUCUAGUGAAAUGAUUAUCACCGAGGAUAAAGAACACACAUUUACUGAAUUUUCAAAACAUAUUAAAGAAGGGAAAAGUCUACAGUCUAGCCAAAUAAUUUAUACAAAGGAGAAACCAUUCAAAUCUACAGAAUGUGAGAAAAGCUUUAGAUCUAAGUCACAUCUACUAGAACACCACAAAAUUCACAUAGGUGAGAAACCACACACAUGUACAGAGUGUGGAAAAAGUUUUACAGAAAAGAGUAAUCUGAAAACUCAUGAAAUGAUUCACACAGGAGUAAAGCCUUUCACAUGUACAGAGUGUGGAAAAAGCUUUACAGCAAAGAUUAAUCUGAAAACUCAUGAAAUGAUUCACACAGGGGAAAAGCCUUUCACAUGUACAGAGUGUGGAAAAAGCUUUACAAAAAAGAGUCAUCUGAAAACUCAUGAAAUGAUUCACACAGGGGAAAAGCCUUUCACAUGUACAGAGUGUGGAAAAAGCUUUACAUAUAAGAGUCAACUGGAAACUCAUGAAAUGAUUCAUACAGGGGAAAGGCCUUUCACAUGUACAGAGUGUGGAAAAAGUUUUAAGGAAAAUAGUAGUCUGAAAAAGCAUGAAAGGAUUCACACAGGGGAAAAGCCUUUCACAUGUACAGAGUGUGGAAAAAGUUUUACAGAAGAGAGUAGUCUGAAAACUCAUGACAUGAUUCACACAGGGGAAAAGCCUUUCACAUGUACAGAGUGUGGAAAACGUUUUACACAAAAGAGUGGUCUGAAAACUCAUGAAAGGAUUCACACGGGAGAAAAGCCUUUCCCAUGUACAGAGUGUGGAAAACGUUUUACACAAAAGAGUCGUCUGAAAACUCAUGAAGUGAUUCACACAGGGGAAAAGCCUUUCACAUGUAAGGAGUGUGGAAAAAGUUUUACACAAAAGGGUAAUCUGAAAACUCAUGAAAUGAUUCACACAGGAGAAAAGCCUUUUAAAUGUACAGAGUGUGGAAAAAGUUUUACAAAAAAGAUAAAUCUGAAAAAGCAUGAAUGGAUUCACACAGGAGAAAAGCCUUUUAAAUGUACACAGUGUGGAAAAAGUUUUACAGAUAUUAGUAAUCUGAAAACUCAUGAAAGGAGUCACACAGGAGAAAAGCGUUUUAAAUGUACAGAGUGUGAAAAAAGUUUUACAAAAAAGAUAAAUCAGAAAAAGCAUGAAUGGAUUCACACAGGGGAAAUGCCUUUCACAUGUACAGAGUGUGGAAAAAGCUUUACACAAAUGAAUAAUCUGAAAACUCAUGAAAGGAGUCACACAGGAGAAAAGCCUUUUAAAUGUACAGAGUGUGGAAAAAGUUUUACAGAAAAGAGUGAUCUGAAAAAGCAUGAAAGGAUUCACACAGGAGAAAAGCCGUUCACAUGUACAGAGUGUGGAAAAAGCUUUACACAAAUGAAUAAUCUGAAAACUCAUGAAAGGAUUCACACAGGAGAAAAGCCAUUCACAUGUACAGAGUGUGGAAAAAGUUUUACAAAACAGAGUAAUCUACUAGAACACCACAAAAUUCACACAGGUGAGAAACCACACACAUGUACAGAGUGUGGGAAAAGUUUUAUAGAAAAGAGUAGUCUGAAAACUCAUGAAAAGAUUCACACAGGGGAAAAGCCUUUCACAUGUUCAGAGUGUGGAAAAAGUUUUACAAAAAAGAGUAAUAUGAAAACUCAUGAAAGGAUUCACACAGGAGAAAAGCCUUUCACAUGUACAGAGUGUGGAAAAAGCUUUACAAAAAAGAGUCAUCUGAAAACUCAUGAAAUGAUUCACACAGGGGAAAAGCCUUUCACAUGUACAGAGUGUGGAAAAAGCUUUACAAAAAAGAGUAAUAUGAAAACUCAUGAAAGGAUUCACACAGGAGAAAAGCCUUUCACAUGUACAGAGUGUGGAAAAAGUUUUACAGAAAAGAGUAGUCUGAAAACUCAUGAAAGGAUUCACACAGGGGAAAAGCCUUUCACAUGUAUAGAGUGUGGAAAAAGUUUUACAGAAAAGAGUAGUCUGAAAACUCAUGAAAUGAUUCACACAGGGGAAAAGCCUUUCACAUGUACAGAGUGUGGAAAAAGUUUUACAGAAAAUAGUAGUCUGAAAACUCAUGAAAUGAUUCACACAGGGGAAAAGCCUUUCACAUGUACAGAGUGUGGAAAACGUUUUACAGAAAAGAGUAGUCUGAAAACUCAUGAAAUGAUUCACACAGGAGAAAAAUAUUUCACAUGUACAGAGUGUGGAAAAAGUUUUACAGAAAAGAGUAGUCUGAAAACUCAUGAAAGGAUUCACACAGGGGAAAAGCCUUUCACAUGUACUGAGUGUGGAAAAAGUUUUACAGAAAAGAGCAGUCUGAAAAUUCAUGAAAUGAAUCACACAGGAGAAAAGCCUUUUACAUGUACAAAGUGUGGAAAAGGUUUUACAAAAAAGAGUAGUCUGAAAACUCAUGAAAGGAUUCACACAGGGGAAAAGCCUUUCACAUGUACAGAGUGUGGAAAAAGCUUUACAAAUAAGAGUCAACUGAAAAAUCAUGAAAUGAUUCACACAGGGGAAAAGCCGUUCACAUGUACAGAGUGUGGAAAAAGUUUUACAGAAAAGAGUAGUCUGAAAACUCAUGAAAGGAUUCACACAGGGGAAAAGCCUUUCACAUGUACAGAGUGUGGAAAAAGUUUUACAGAAAAGAGGAGUCUGAAAAUUCAUGAAAUGAAUCACACAGGAGAAAAGCCUUUUACAUGUACAGAGUGUGGAAAAUUUUUUAAAAAAAAGAGUCAUCUGAAAACUCAUGAUAGGAUUCACACAGGAGAAAAGCCUUUCACAUGUACAGAGUGUGGAAAAAGUUUUACAAAAAAGAGUAGUCUGAAAACUCAUGAAAUGAUUCACACAGGAGAAAAGCCUUUCACAUGUACAGAGUGUGGAAAAAGUUUUACAACAAAGGGUCAUCUGAAAACUCAUGAAAGGAUUCACAAGGGAAGAAACCUUUAAAAUGUUUAGAAAGUAGGGUUGCUACCUUUUGCACAGGCGAUUAUCUGACACUUUGCAAAUGGGCGUGGUUGAGGAUGUGGUUAGGGGUGUGGCUUCACAUGACCUUAAAGGGACAUUCCAGCCAAAUUUGGAAUCCACGUGUAUGCAUUUCAGUUUUGAGUAGAAGCAUUUUUGUUGUAUACAUGUAUUAGAAAAAAUGCUUCUAAUAAAAGUUAUAGUUGUUUCAAAAGUGUAUUUAAGUAUGCACAGUGCAUCAGUAUUUUAAACACAGCACUUGCUCAAAGAGCCUAAGGUGCUUUUACCAUCUGGUAAUGACUCAAUUUGUUUAUUGCUGAAAUGAUAUAAGACCCACUGGUGCUAUGAGCAGCUGCAGUGUUUAAAAUGCUGGUGCACUGAGAAUAUCUAGUUAUGCUUCACAUGCAUGUGCAGAGAAAAAUAUUUUCACUAAAAUAGUGAUAACUUUUACUAGAAACAUUUUUGCCAAUGCAUGUUUAUUCCAAAUAUGUUUCUAUCCAAAGAUGUAAUUCAUCUUGACUGGAGUGUCCCUUUAAUAAAAAAUAUAUAUAUAUAUAUAGCUUACAACCACCAAUGCCAACUGCCUGGGUGCAAGAAUACCAGCAAAUAUCCACAAGAACAAAUGCACUCACAGGACUUUUUUUCAGGAACAACAGAGAUAAAGUUUAAUGAAACGUUUUCAGGUAUACACUACCCUUUAUCAGCAUAACAUAAAAUGACAAAAAACACACAAGAUAUAGGCAAAAAAUCAAUUCUUAAUUACAACAAACACACUACAACCUGUGUAUUAAUGAAAAAAGCGCCAAAGUGAGUAGCUGGAACGCACUGCUGCGUUCCACUGUUUCGUGUUACCGGAAGAGCAAUUACGUCACUUCCGGUAUCGCCGUAUCUAACCGGCUUCAAUAACAUAAACGGACACCUAAGGUCCCAACUAAAGUGUAUAUCAAAGACUAGUGUGUAUAGGACAAACGUGCUACAUGAUGAACAUAAUACAGUGUUCAGAAUACAAACAUUAAUCAAUAUUUAUGUGAUCAAUAUAAUAGUGCACAUACGUUUCCAUGCCAACGAAACCAAACAUCCGGUUUUGUAUACCUUUGGCCAUAUAUUAAAUAGAUAUGUGAUCACGCAAAGGAAUCCUACUUAUUAUACAUAUCAUCAGAUUACAUACACUCUAAUACAGUGUCAUCAUCCCAAGUGUAUCCUAACCCAAUUUUUAAACAAAAAAGAAGAAUGUUAUAUCGGAGGCAGGAGGGGGUAACCAUGGCAACCAAACCGGCAGAUUAACACUUCUCAGUUAAUGAAUGAGUGUAACAAACCAUUCAAUAUAUCAUAGCUUCAAGAACAUUAGUGUGUGUCCUAAGGCUUACUGUCAACUGCCACCUGUUCACUACAAGUACCCCUCUAAACCUCCUAUAAUGCUAAAAUAAGAAUGAUGCAAUAAGUGCUAUUUAAGCAAAAAUUGCAAUAACUAAAAUGUAAUAAAAUGUAGCACUUAUGGACUUCACUAUCAGCCAAUAAAGCAUUUGUUCGCAAAGUAUAUUCUGAGGGACCCCCUAUACAAUAUACAUGAUCUUAUUACUCAAAGGGAAUCUUAACGUUUAUUAAAAGUUAACAACAUUUACGUUACUCAAGACAUUUGAACAAUGUAACUAACAAGCUUAAGGGAGUAUACUAAAGUAUUGUGGACUAUAAAAAAUUGCCUGUAUACCGGACUGAAAUUUGAAUUCAAGACCUGUAAGCUGAUUUGCUGCUCUAUUGUCGCGGCUUGUCUGAGCUUAUUAACGGCUGGGAAAAGCCUUUUUCAUAUAAAGACAUUUCAUAGAAAACUGAUUGCGGUAAAUAUACGAACAUACACUGAACUGAUAAAGGAAAUUUAAUAUAUUAAAAACCCUGGAAUAAUACAACAAGUAUCUAACUCUAAACAAACAACUAAACUGUUGCAAUUUUGCAGUUACAUAUAAUUUUGGGACUUGGAUACAUUUCGGAAUAUUCCAGUAUUAUACAUUCAGAUAGUUGUGGCCACAACUUGAAUCAUUUAAACUGUAUUUUUAAACUGUAUUUUAUUUUAGGAAUAUAUAUAUUUUUUCAAUGCAUUUAUAAAAUAAAAAUCUUUAUACUGUA